This is a messenger RNA of Drosophila biarmipes, 705 nucleotides long. RefSeq lists its product as uncharacterized. The coding region runs from base 1 to 567 and encodes 188 amino acids. Lineage: Eukaryota; Metazoa; Arthropoda; Insecta; Diptera; Drosophilidae. The record is from RefSeq and is a predicted model, not a curated record. The transcript has 2 exons.
AUGUUGCCAGUUCUGGCGGCUCUUCAAAUUAUAAGUUUUUCCUAUGGCCAGUACCAAAGUACAACAGAGGUUAAAAAAUCUUUUUCACACUGCGAGGACAUCAUCAAAGAUCCCGACUCCAAUCUGGCCCUCAGUUUUCAAUGCCUCGUAGCUAACUACAAUUUAACUGCUACCCUUGAGGAUGUUUUGUUCAAAAUGGAUCAGAUUCAGAAGCAUUUGAAUCGAAUUUCCCUGGAGGAGCUGACAUACAAGCCAUCGCCUUUUAAAAAUAUAGAUGAUAUUCUGGAGAUGUCAGUUGAUAUUUCCAAAACAGAUUGCCAGACAAGGCAACAAAUUCUGCAAGGCAUACGUCGAAAACUGGAAUGGCAUAAUCUGAUGAAUGAAAAGGCAACCACACUCUUUGCCUGGCCUACGGAAUCGAGUAUACAUAAUCCCCAGAUUUCCCAACAAUAUUCAAAAAUUCAACGAAGGGCCGAACACUCAAAUGUUUUGAGUGAAGUGCGUUGCCUGCUGGCAAAGGCCAUUGAACUAAAAGUAUCUUAUGCUGAUUUUAACGACGAAUUCUAAAAAUGCACUUAGAAAAGGCUUCAAAGAUGCUUUCUCUCACUUAUAUUUUAAUAAUAUAUAUAUAUGGUACUCCCUACUACUGUAAAAGCUGAGUCCCGCAAUCUUUUAUAAUUAUUUUUAUUGAAAUAUACUUCUGCA